AUGGAUAAGACAUGGAUUCUUAAACCAAGGUCAAGUGUUGAUUACCAACAAGGCUUGAAUCAAUUCCUCAAAUUUGCGUUUGACAAUGCAUCUAAAGAAAGUAUGAUCCUUUGCCCAUGUAGAAAAUGCACUAAUUGCUUCUGGAAAGAAAAAGAAGUUGUCUACGAGCAUCUUUUAUGUGAUGGAUUUAUGCAAGGUUAUACAAGAUGGAUAUUUCAUGGAGAGGAUACUUCUCAAAAGAAACCUAUUGGUAAUGCGAAUAUUCAUAAUGAACAAAUCGAUGAUGAAAUGGAUGAACUUUUACAUGAUGCAUUUUUUCAUCCAGAGUCAGAUUUGGAUGUGGGAGAUUUAGACAUUGAACAAUUGCCAACGGAGCCGGAUGAAGAGAUUAAAAAGUUUUAUAAAUUAGUGAAAUAUGCUAAUCAAGAAAUAUAUCCAGGUUGUAAGAAGUUCUCAAAACUCUCAUUUAUUGUGAGACUCUUACAAAUAAAAUGCAUAGGGGGGUGGAGCAAUAAAACCUUUGAAAUGCUCUUAAAAUUGCUAAAAGAAGUACUACCGGUAGGCGAAACCUUACCAAGCAGCUUUUAUGAGAUGGACAAAAUCAUUAAAGAUUUGGGUCUAGGCUAUGAGAAAAUUGAUGCAUGUCCAAAUAAUUGUAUGUUAUAUCGAAAAGAGUUUGCUAAUGCAUCUUUAUGCCAUGUCUGUGGUACCUCAAGGUGGAAAACCGUUGAAAGUAAAAGAGGGAUUACAAAAUCAAAAGACAAGCGUAAUCAAAAGGUUUCCGCAAAAGUACUUCGGUAUUUUCCACUAAAACCAAGGCUACAAAGGUUAUUCAUGUCUUCCAAAACAGCAUCUUAUAUGAGAUGGCAUAAUGAGGGGCGUACAAAAGAUGGAGUACUUAGACAUCCUGCUGACUCUCCAGCAUGGAAGGAUUUUGACCACAAGCAUCAAUUAUUUUCAUCAGAGUCGCGAAAUGUCAGGCUAGGGUUGGCAAGCGAUGGCUUUAAUCCAUUUCGCACAAUGAGUAUUGCUCAUAGCACAUGGCCUGUUGUUUUAAUUCCUUAUAAUUUGCCGCCAUGGAUGUGCAUGAAGCAACCAUAUUUUAUACUCUCAUUACUUAUUCCUGGUCCAUCUGCCCCUGGGAAUGAUAUAGAUGUGUAUAUGCAGCCGUUGAUAGAUGAAUUAAAGGAGUUAUGGAAUGAAGGUGUCAAGACAUAUGACGUGUCUUGCAAACAGACAUUUCAAAUGCAUGCCGCAAUCUUGUGGACCAUAAGUGAUUUUCCAGGUUAUGCUUGUCUCUCAGGAUGGAGCACGAAAGGACGACUUGCUUGUCCUUAUUGUAAUAAUGAGACUUGCUCUGAAUAUUUAAAGCAUGGAAGAAAAUUCUGUUAUAUGGGACAUCGUAGAUUCCUUGAUAAUGGACAUAAAUUUCGACGUGAUGCAAUAUCUUUCAAUGGUAAGCAAGAACACGGAAUAGCACCUACUCCACUUUCAGGUUGUGAUGUUUUAGAGCAAGUAAAAGAUGUUAACAUCAUUUUGGGAAAGUAUAAUUGUAACAUGAGAAGCAGAAAACGUAAGCGAGUAGAUGAUGUUCAACCUUCACAUAAUUGGAAGAAGCGGAGCAUUUUUUUUGAACUGCCAUAUUGGAAAACUCUUCUAGUACGUCAUAACCUUGAUGUUAUGCAUAUUGAAAAAAACGUUACUGACAAUGUACUUUAUACAUUACUAAAUUCAGAAGGAAGAUCAAAAGAUAAUUUCAAGUCUCGUCUGGACCUACGAGACAUGGGAAUAAGAUAUGAUCUUCAUCCAGUGUCAAGUGGAACCAAAACAUAUCUACCCCCGUCAUGCUUCUCUAUGAGUACGAAGGAAAAGGAAGAUUUCUGUAAAUUAUUAAAGGGAGUUAAAUUUCCUGACGGUUAUGCAUCAAAUAUCUCAAAUCGUGUACAUGUUAAAGAAAGAAAAAUUUUUGGGCUUAAGAGUCAUGAUAGUCAUGUACUGAUGCAACAUUUGCUCCCAUUAGCUGUGAGAAGAAUCUUGCCGGAGAAUGUUAGCCAGACCUUGAUAGAACUAAGUAACUUUUUUAGGGAAUUAUGCUGCAAAUCUCUUUGGGUGAAGGAUGUACAACAAUUAGAAGAUCGAAUAGCUUUGACAUUAUGCCAUCUUGAGAGAAUAUUUCCUCCGUCCUUUUUUGAUAUUAUGGUUCAUUUGCCAAUUCACCUUGCUGGAGAGGCCAAACUUGCUGGUCCAGUGCAAUACCGUUGGAUGUAUCCAAUUGAGAGGUUUCUUUUGAGACUAAAGUCAUAUGUACGAAAUAGAAGACAUCCAGAAGGUUCAAUUGCAGAAGAUGUUGAGGAGAGACGAAGAACACAAAAUAGCGGCGUUGUUGUUGUUGCAAGCACAUCUAGUUUUUCAAGUGCAAAGGAUCAAAAUCCUAUCAAAGGAGAUGUUGCAUACUAUGGAGUUCUAAAAGAGAUUAUUGAACUAUACUAUUGUAAGAUAUCGAGAUUCGACGACGUGGGCUAA
Ananas comosus (pineapple) is the source of this 2523-nucleotide messenger RNA. RefSeq lists its product as uncharacterized. Bases 1 to 2523 code for a protein of 840 amino acids. The transcript has 4 exons. Lineage: Eukaryota; Viridiplantae; Streptophyta; Magnoliopsida; Poales; Bromeliaceae. The record is from RefSeq and is a predicted model, not a curated record.